UUCUUUAUAUCUCACAGUAAUUAAAAAGAUCCCAUCAACACAAAAAUGGCGUCCCUGAGACGAGCUCUGAUCAAUGCCCACCGCCUCCUUAAUUCUUCCGCCACACCUUGCCGGAGCUCCAUCACUUCUUCCUCUCCCAUCCGCAUUCAAUCUCCUUUCAGGUCUGAAUACGGUUGGAUUUCACGUUAUUCUACCGUUAGUGAUAAUGAUACCAUUGAUCUCUCCAAUGAGGAAAACAAACGCCGCUUGUGUAACAGAUUGUUGUACAGGAGCAAACAGAGAGGGUUCUUGGAGCUGGACUUGGUUCUUGGAAAAUGGGUUGAAGAGCAUAUUGAGUCCAUGGAUGAGCAUGGAGUUAAAGCUUUAAUUCAUGUCCUUGACGUUGAAAAUCCGGAUCUUUGGAAAUGGUUAACUGGUCAGGAGCAACCCCCUGAGGCAUUGAAUAUGAAUCCGGUAUUCUCUGCAGUGCGUGAUAAGGUUAUGAACAACCUAAACAACCACACUUCUCCGGAGACGCGUGCAAUACCUGGACAGCCAUGGGUGAGAGGAUGGGAUGAUAUAAAGAAAUAUCCGGGCAACCCUGUCGCUGGAAAUCAGUAGCUGUCCUCCUCAUCAUAACCUUGGAGGUUUCGGGUUGAUCAUUUGUAACAUAUGGAAUAAAAACAAUAAUAUGAUAUAUAUAAUUGUCAUUUCUUUCUAUACUCCCUGCAUGUAAUAGUUAUCAAUAGCGGCUAGCUAUAGUAAACAAAUAAAUUCAACAGCUAUACACGGGUUUUUGAUUUU
Molecule: messenger RNA, 783 nt
Organism: Mercurialis annua (annual mercury)
Lineage: Eukaryota; Viridiplantae; Streptophyta; Magnoliopsida; Malpighiales; Euphorbiaceae
Product: succinate dehydrogenase assembly factor 2, mitochondrial
Exons: 5
Coding region: 46-600 (184 amino acids)
Biological process (GO): protein-FAD linkage; mitochondrial respiratory chain complex II assembly; mitochondrial electron transport, succinate to ubiquinone
Cellular component (GO): mitochondrion
Source: RefSeq, a predicted model, not a curated record